CACGGAAAGCUACAGAACUCAUGAGGUAGCAUUAGCUCCUCUUAGAAGGUAGCUUGAAAACAGGUUUGGUGUUUUCAGUGAAAAUGUCUUCAGUUCAGCCUCAGAGAGAGUUUAUCAACGAGCAGGUAACUCCUGCUGAAGAAACAUUCACAAAGCCGAAAGAAAUCAACGUUAAGAUCGAGGAAGAGAUGGAGGAUCAGCGCAGACUGAUGGAUUUUACUCGGAUACCGAAGAUCAUUUUACACCGGAUAGAUCUCCCACAGUGCUGGGUGUGUAAACAGGAGGAGGAUCUGAAUGAAUUCAGCAACCAGGAGAGGAAGUCCACUUCAGAUAUCGAAGAACCAGAACAUCAAGAGUUCAAAGAGGAAGAGAAGCAACUCUGCAUCAGUCAGGAUGAAGAGCAGCUUGUGCUGAAACAGGAGACUGAUGACAUUUUGGUGAUUCCUCUUAAUAUGCAAAGAAUCCACAAUGAAACAGAACCACAGAGGAACCAACUCAUCUCUCAUGACUCUGCUGAGGAUGAGAACCAGGAUCAGGAAGGAAACACUUCUGAAGACCCAGGAAAAAAGAGAGACGAAGAACAGAAACUAAAGGAGAAAUAUGAGAAAACCAAAGAGCAGAAAGGAAGAACUGACACUGAAAAACAAAAAAUGCGCAAGAAUGAUCAUGCAGAGAAAAAAAUAUAUUCUUGUAAAAUUUGUGAGAAAACGUUUUAUCAAAACAAUAACUUGACGAAACACAUGAAAACUCACACAGGAGAAAAGCGUUUCUCUUGUUCAACCUGUGGAAAAAGUUUCACACAAAAAGGACAUUUAACUCAACACAUGAGAAUUCACACAGGUGAGACGCCGUUCUCUUGUGGGACUUGUGGAAAGAGUUUCGCCCAUAAGGGCAGUUUAAAUGUUCAUAUGAGAAUUCACACAGGUGAGAAGACUUUCUUUUGUGGGACUUGUGGAAAGAGUUUCAGUCAUAAGGGCAAUUUACAUGUUCAUAUGAGAAUUCACAAAGGUGAGAAGCCUUUCUCCUGUGGGACUUGUGGAAAGAGUUUCAGUCAUAAGGGCAAUUUACAUGUUCAUAUGAGAAUUCACAAAGGUGAGAAGCCUUUCUCCUGUGGGUCCUGUGGAAAGAGUUACGGUGUAAAAGGGACGUUAACUCAGCACAUGAGAAUUCACACAGGUGAGAAGCCUUUCUCCUGUGGAACUUGUGGAAAAAGUUUCUCUAAAAAUAGUCAUUUAACUGUUCAUAUGAAAAUUCACACUGGUGAGAAGCCUUUCUCUUGUGGGACCUGUGGAAAAAGUUUCAGGAUCAAAGGCCAAUUAAAUAAACAUAUGAGAAUUCACACAGGUGAGAAGCCUUUCUGUUGUGGAACCUGCGGAAAAAGUUUCCAUCGAAGAACGACUUUAACUUGUCACAUGAGAAUUCAUACAGGCGAGAAGCCUUUCUCAUGUGGGACCUGUGGAAAAAGUUUCUCUAAAACAGGUCAUUUAAAUGUUCAUAUGAAAAUUCACACUGCUAGGAGGCCUUUCUCAUGUGGGAGAUGUGGAAAAAGUUUCAACUAUAAAAGCCAAUUAAAUGUACAUUCAAGAAUUCACUCAGAAGAGAAGCCUUUCUCAUGUGGGACCUGUGGAAAGAUAUACAGUGGAAGAAGUACUUUAACUAAGCACAUGAGAAUCCACACAGGUGAGAAACCUUUCUCAUGUGGGAGCUGUGGAAGAAGUUUCUCUCGAAAAGAUAAAUUAAAUAAUCAUAUGAAAAUUCACUCAAGUGAGAAGCCCUUCUCUUGUGGGGCUUGUGGAAAAUGUUUUACUCAUAAGGACACUUUAAAUGUUCAUAUGAGAAUUCACACAGGUGAGAAGCCUUUCUCCUGUGGGACUUGUGGAAAGAGUUUCAGUGAAAGAAGGACGUUAACUCAGCACAUGGGAAUUCACACAGGUGAGAAGCCUUUCUCUUGCGGGACUUGUGGAAAAAGUUUCACCUGGAAAACAACUUUAAAUGCUCAUAUGAGAAUUCACACAAGUGAGAAGUCCUUCUGUUGUGGGAUUUGUGGAAAAUGUUUUACCCAAAAAGACACUUUGAAUGUUCAUAUGAGAAUUCACACAGGUGUGAAGCCUUUCUCAUGUGGGACCUGUGGAAAAAGUUUCAGGAUGAAAAAACUAUUACUUACACACAUAAAGAUUCAUGUGGGUGCCAAACAGUGACAUAUAGUGAGGUUUAUAGCUGGUGAGGCACUGACUUACGAUGUAUAAAUACAGACUACAUGUAUGUUAUUGUUUACAUACAGACAUUUUGCACAUGCAUACCAUGUUGGAGGACAAAAAGACCAUUCUUUUACAUGUCAUCCAUAGCUGCAUUAGCUGGAUGAAACUUAGAAAUAUAGGUUUUAUGGGUUGUUAUUAUGUUGCUGUACAGCAGUGGUCCCCAAAGUCGGUCCUUGAGGGCCGGCAUCCUGCAUGUUUUAGUUCUCUCCCUGGUUUAACGCACCUGGAUCAAAUGAUGGCUCUUUAGAAGGUCUAAGAAGAUCAUUGACACGGUGAAAAGGUUGUUGGUACUGCCAGGGAGAGAACUAAAACAUGCAGGAUGCCGGCCCUCGAAGACUGACUUUGGGGACCACUGCUAUAUAAUGUUUUAAAACUUGUUCAAUGUGCCCCGUUUUAACUUUGAGCCCCCGCCCCUUCAAAUGUCUCUUUACGGCCCUGUUGAUAUGUAAUGUGAGAUGUAUUAUUUUUACCCACGAGGUCAGUGCUUCUCAAUUCCAGUCCUCGGCCCCCCUGCUCUGCAUGUUUUAGAUGUGUCCCUAUUUCAGAGCAGUUGAUCCAAAUGAUUGCAUUACCUGUUCUGCAGGCAUCAAGUACUGCAGAAGCCUGUUAAUCACUCAUAGAUUAAAUCCUGUGUGUAGCAGCAGGGAAACACCGAAAACAUGCAGGGCAGGGAGGCCUGAGGACCGGAAUUGAGAAGCACUGCCCUAGCUUGGUAGUCCCCAGAGUGCUAAUGUUGUUAGCAGAUAACUUAGUUCUGAGUCCUGGACAGAAAAUGUGUUUAUUCACUGGGACUUCCAUGCUAAAAAAGGCUGAAUAAAUUAAAUACAACCUACCCAGCCUUUCAGUCACAGUGAGCUGUGACUAUUUCCCCUCUGUCUCUGAACAUGGGGUUUCUGUAGAGAGAUCUCGUCUGUGCCGGUCCAUUUAGGGCAUUAGCCUACUCUCUGUGAUCCAUUUUGCUCCGUUUUGAACCGGAGAAAUCCACUUCCUGACCACCAUCUGAAUUUCUUGCAGCAUCCGGGUCACAUGUCUGAAGCCCAGAAACAGAACUCUGUGAUGUUUGUUUGAAAUGAAAAAACCUCAAAUAUUAUUAAGAUCUGGUCAGAUUUUGAUUUAGAGCUAACAACAGACAGAUUUUUAUUUUCCCAAAUAUUUGAUCCACAGAAGUCAUUGUUAAAAUUCUGCUGUGAAAAUCUGUUUGUACAUGCUCUACAUUAUCAAAAAUAUUUUCUCACCCAUCCAAAUGAUCAGAAUCAGGUGAUCCAAUUCCUUUCCUGGCACAGGUGUAUAAAAUGAAGCAUGUAGGCAGACCAGAACCAGAUUAGUGUGACACAUGUUGUGAAAUAGAUGUUAAAGACGUUUAGGUUCUGCAACAGGAAACCAGGUUCAUAACAAUAUAUUGGUAUUUUAUACAGCUGCACAGUGACUUUUGUUUCUUAGCAGGGAGGAACUUCAGUUAAACACAUUUUGUUCCUUUGGGAGGCUUCACAGUGUUUUCCUCUGUUAUUUUAUAUUUCUAACAUAUUUGCUUUGUUUUUAAAUGAGUGAUUAAUAACAUCUCUUUUCUCAUGUACAUGUAUGAUGAUACCAGCAAAAUUAAUUACUUUGUCUUUGUGUCUUAAAUUAAAGUUGUCUUUUUACAUCUAGUCUCUUCAGUGACCUUUCAUGUUUUCACUUCUUUCUAUCGAAACUAGAAAUCUUUGUGUUGCUCUAAAAUAUAUGUAUUCAUCCAGUGUUUUACUUUAAAACUGAAUCACAACCUACAAAACUUCAACCUGAUGUAACAUUAGACUGUUUUACAAACUAAAAAGAUCAUACUGAAACAUUUUCAUUAAUGGAGACCUUUACAAUAUGGUUCUUUUGUAAGAAUAAAUACCUUUUGACAACUGACUCCAA
Messenger RNA from Gambusia affinis (western mosquitofish), 4154 nucleotides. Its product is annotated as oocyte zinc finger protein XlCOF6-like. The transcript is spliced from 2 exons. Gene Ontology annotation, biological process: regulation of transcription by RNA polymerase II. NCBI's taxonomy places the organism in Eukaryota, Metazoa, Chordata, Actinopteri, Cyprinodontiformes, Poeciliidae. The record is from RefSeq and is a predicted model, not a curated record. Gene Ontology annotation, molecular function: RNA polymerase II cis-regulatory region sequence-specific DNA binding; DNA-binding transcription factor activity, RNA polymerase II-specific. Bases 84 to 2198 code for a protein of 704 amino acids.